GUGCGUUUCAUGACUCACGAGUUACUGCUGGGAGGAAAACUUACAGAGUUUCACACAGACGCGGUUUCAGACGCCUCAGCCGAGUCUCACUGGGUCUGCAUUUCCAACCUAAAAUAGCGGAGUGCGCUGGUUUCGUCCACCGUCCGAAGCGAACUCAACGGGGAGAGGAGAGCGAGUUAUCCCGGCUGUGCGACGCGCUCCUCGGCUGCAGGUGUCCAGAGAACCAGAACUAACCAUGAAUGAUACAGAUAAUAUGACGACACUUGCCCCCCUCCUCCCAAAAGCUGUGACACAGACAACAGAUGUGGCGACUUCAACGUCACUCCCCACAGACCCAGCCACCACCAUCAUUCAGGUGGUAACAACAGCAGUCCCGUCAGGCCCAGACUCGGCUGUCAUUGCAGUGGUUAUUGUUCUCAUCCUGCUGACGCUAGCUGCUUUGGGCUUCCUGCUUUACCGGUAUCUCUGCCACAACAAAGGAGCCUACAGGACGACAGGGGAGCUGGCUCCAGGAGAGGACCCUGACGAGGACUACGGUAACCAGGCUGUGAGCGAAAAGAAGGAAUACUUCAUAUGAACCUGGUGGAAAAGUUGUCAGGAGUCAGCGUCGCCUGAGAAGGAAAAAGGAUCUGCGGAAGAAUGAUAAGAAAUGGGACUGGGUUUUUUUUUUUCUGUAUUUUGAGGGAAGCCCGCUCAUGGCUGCACACUGUUAAAGAGGAAAACCUUGUUUAAGAUGUUAUCUGAAAAGCACAAGCAAAACCAAAGAUAGACUGUGGGAGUGAACAUUGAUGGACGUGUAGCAGGUGAAAGACAACAGGUGUGUGCAGAUCAGCAGAGCUGGGCACGAAACAGGUGGUGGGAUUUUAAAAUGUCCACGGUUACAGAUCAGGAAAUACUCAGCAACAAUGUAAAUGUAAGAGGAGCUUGUCUGCGACACUAUUUAUCAGCCAUAUUUCUCUUUUUAGUAUUUGAAAUGCAUUUUUUCAUUCAGACAUACUGUAUGUUUUUUUCUAAACAAGCCUUGUACAAGCAUGUUGUGGUGCUAUUGUGGGCUGUUACUUUUAUAUCUAUUUGCUUUUAAAAUUAUCAAUUUUCUAUGCAGUUCUUUUAUAAGCUAGCCAAAAACAAUGUCCUCUUUGUUUUAGGACAGCUGAAUGUUAUAUUGGUUGUAUUUGCACCAGGUAUUGUUGUGUGUAAUUCCCCACCAGACAUGGUUACAGAUGACUUCCUCAUUUGAAAUAAAUACGAAAGGCAAUAAAACUUUUUUUUGGAUAGAGUCAA
Messenger RNA from Stegastes partitus (bicolor damselfish), 1281 nucleotides. Its product is annotated as small cell adhesion glycoprotein. The coding region runs from base 236 to 577 and encodes 113 amino acids. NCBI's taxonomy places the organism in Eukaryota, Metazoa, Chordata, Actinopteri, Pomacentridae. The record is from RefSeq and is a predicted model, not a curated record. The transcript has 6 exons.